UUGAGAGAUGAGAGCUAAGGUCAGGGGACAGAUGUUUUCUUUUACAAAUAGCACUCCAUUAUGUAUUGUUCCCCACCACCCACGCCCGAGCAGCUACUCGACCUAUGAAACAAACAAAGAGCCCGGGGAACACAGAUAACCCCAGCCUUCAGGUUUGUAAUCUGACUGUGGCCAUCGGCAGCCAGAAAUGAGUUUCUUUCUAAUCAGCCUUCCAUCAGUCCCCAGUCACUCAUAUAAAGGGCCUGGAAGGGGAAGAUUCGCAUUGCAUUUUCUUCAGCACCAGGGUUCUGGUCAGCGCCCCGAGAGGUCCACCGCCGGCCAGCCCCUCUCACCUCAUCGCGGCUGGGCUGCUGCCUUGCUCGUCCCCCUGCUGCAGAGGAAGCAAAUUACACCGGGACCCAUGCAGCCAGCAAUGAUGAUGUUUUCCAGUAAAUACUGGGCAAGAAGAGGGCUUUCCCUGGACUCAGCAGUGCCCGAAGAGCAUCAGCUGCUCGCCAGCUCAACACUAAAUAAAACUAACUCUGGCAAAAAUGAUGAUAAAAAAGGCAACAAGGGAAGCAGCAAAAAUGACACUGCUACUGAGAGUGGCAAGACGGCAGUUGUAUUCUCCUUGAAAAAUGAAGUUGGUGGAUUGGUCAAAGCACUGAAACUCUUCCAGGAAAAACAUGUCAACAUGAUUCACAUUGAGUCCCGGAAAUCCCGGCGGCGAAGUUCGGAAGUUGAAAUCUUUGUGGACUGUGAGUGUGGCAAAACGGAAUUCAAUGAGCUCAUUCAGUCGCUGAAAUUUCAAACCACGAUUGUGACGCUGAAUCCGCCAGAGAACAUUUGGACGGAGGAAGAAGAGUUGGAGGACGUGCCCUGGUUUCCCCGGAAGAUCUCGGAGUUAGAUAGGUGCUCUCACCGAGUCCUCAUGUAUGGUUCAGAACUGGAUGCCGACCACCCAGGAUUUAAAGACAAUGUCUAUCGACAGAGAAGGAAGUAUUUUGUGGAUGUCGCCAUGGGCUACAAAUACGGUCAGCCCAUCCCCAGGGUGGAGUACACGGAGGAAGAAACGAAGACUUGGGGUGUUGUGUUCCGGGAGCUCUCCAAACUCUAUCCCACUCACGCUUGCCGGGAGUAUUUGAAAAACUUCCCCCUGCUGACUAAACACUGUGGCUACAGGGAGGAUAAUGUGCCCCAACUGGAAGACGUCUCGACGUUUCUGAAAGAAAGAUCUGGCUUCACGGUGAGGCCGGUGGCUGGAUACCUGAGCCCUCGGGACUUUCUGGCGGGACUGGCCUACAGAGUGUUCCACUGCACCCAGUAUGUCCGCCACGGCUCAGAUCCCCUCUACACCCCGGAGCCAGACACAUGUCAUGAACUCCUGGGACAUGUCCCUCUGCUUGCGGAUCCUAAGUUUGCUCAGUUUUCACAAGAAAUAGGCCUGGCAUCUCUGGGAGCUUCGGAUGAAGAUGUUCAGAAGCUAGCCACAUGCUAUUUCUUCACGAUUGAGUUUGGCCUUUGCAAACAAGAAGGGCAGCUGCGGGCAUAUGGCGCUGGACUGCUUUCCUCCAUUGGAGAAUUAAAGCAUGCUCUUUCCGACAAGGCGUGUGUGAAAGCCUUUGACCCAAAGACAACCUGCUUGCAGGAAUGCCUUAUCACCACCUUCCAGGAAGCCUACUUUGUUUCAGAAAGUUUUGAAGAAGCCAAAGAAAAGAUGAGGGACUUCGCAAAGUCAAUUACCCGUCCCUUCUCAGUCUACUUCAAUCCCUACACUCAGAGUAUUGAAAUUCUGAAAGACACCAGGAGUAUUGAGAAUGUGGUGCAGGACCUCCGCAGCGAUUUGAACACCGUGUGUGAUGCCUUGAACAAAAUGAACCAGUAUCUGGGGAUUUGAUGCCUGGGACCCGUGUCACCGCCAGCAUGAUGUUUCGGGGGCUUAACAACAAUUCAGUGUCAUAUAACACCAAUAGCUUUCUGUGUCAUGGCUUGGCUAGUAAGCACGCAGUUCUGUGUAUUCCUACCUACUUGUAACUUACUGUGAUAAUGUGUGAAACACCAUAAAGAGCCCAAUGGUAGAGAGCCACUCAUUGUAUGAAGCAGGUUUAAAUGUCUUAAAUAAAUUUGACGUUCCGGCUUAGUGUCCUUAGCCAAACUGCAGCUGUUGAAAAUUGGUAACAAAUAGCCCUCUUCUGACUCUAGCUUGUGACCUUUCCUUUCUCAGAUCCUAGCCUUUCCUUUGUGUUCAUUAGAUACAAUGAAAAUAGCAGUGAGACUGUUUAUUUUCUCCAGUGUGAGUGUUUUCACAGCACUGUUUGAGAUAAACCCAGAAUUGUAUGAAACUUCUUAUCACCUUACUAAAAGAUUCAGUAUUUUCUUUCAAAAAUGGAUAGUGAACACACUAGUUGGAAUGGUUUUCAGGAUGAUUAUUUAUACAAUGUAAGAAAAGUGAACUUUUCACACAUAGAAUAUGUAGGUUGCAUUGACCUUGUGGAGACUGAGUUGUGGCAAGCUUCCCAAAGUAUUUUGGAAGAAAAUACUUCCAGGGUGGACAUUAGGAAAGACUAAACAGUAGAGAAUAAAUCUUGGGACUGUGAAUUUUAUGCUGGAAUAAAGUGACUAUUCUGCUCAGGUGUUUAACCCAUUUCUCUUGGAGAAUAACAAUUUUCACAGAGCUUUGAUUUCUGGUGCAGAAACUGAGUCACAGAGAGUUAAGUGAUUUGCUCAGAGUAGCAGUUAGCCAUGCAUCCAUGUGAACAGCCCCUCACAUCUCACUUUUGGAUUGCUAAGACAUUCAGCUUGGUGUAUGUGUGUAAUUUAUGACGUGUAGUCACAGAAGGGAAAGUAAUGCUUAUCGGAACUAAUGUUAUCAGUAAACAGGACUUGGCUUGUGAUCAAGGAUUGACAACAGCACAGAUGUUUCCCCUCACAACCCCAAAUCAGGCUAGGUCUCUGGGAGUCCGGCCACUUGUCCAAAGUUUGGGCAAAUUUAGGUCAAUGAGAGUGAUGUAGCCCAGGAAGGAAAUCUAGGGAAGAGGGGAUGUAUGUGUACACAGAGCCGAGUCACUGCUGUACCGCGGUGACUGACAGAACAUGGCAAAGCGACCGCCCUCCAGCAGUGGGAAGGGAACGCUGCGCUGCAAGCCUCAGUCAUCCCUUGCUUAUAGUCAGGUGAUCAAGUGAACAAAUAACUGCUGAAUGAGUGAAUGAAUUUUAGCUUCUGACUCCCUUAACAAAUGCAAUCAUCGUUCCUCUAGUCUGCUUUAGUAGCACAGAAUACUGGGUGGGGGAAAGAGAGGAUGAGAAAAAGGAGAGAAGAGUAAGAUGACAGAAUAACUUUUAAGGUAGCAAUUCUAAAAUAUUUACUUCCAAGGAUUUUCUUUAAAUAGGAAGUUGCAUAAAAUUUCAAACUAACUCAUACUGUUGCAUGGCCUGUUACAGGUCAGAAAUUUUGGGACUAAAUAUAUUCAGGAAGAAUAUGAGAAAAUUAAAAUAUACAUCAGAGUGAGGUAAAAUUACAAUGAGAAAUCAGACUUUUGACUCUUGGUUAUCUUGAUGAUUGAGGCUCUUUCAUUUUUGAAGGAUUCUCAAAACAAUGGAGUUUUUUUUUUUCCAUUUAUUUUUAUUAGUU
This is a messenger RNA of Dama dama (fallow deer), 3610 nucleotides long. It is a transcript of the gene TPH2, whose product is annotated as tryptophan hydroxylase 2. The record is from RefSeq and is a predicted model, not a curated record. The coding region runs from base 188 to 1876 and encodes 562 amino acids. The transcript is spliced from 11 exons. Gene Ontology annotation, cellular component: neuron projection. Gene Ontology annotation, biological process: serotonin biosynthetic process; aromatic amino acid metabolic process. Gene Ontology annotation, molecular function: tryptophan 5-monooxygenase activity; iron ion binding. NCBI's taxonomy places the organism in Eukaryota, Metazoa, Chordata, Mammalia, Artiodactyla, Cervidae.